This is a messenger RNA of [Torrubiella] hemipterigena, 1675 nucleotides long. The record is from the annotation of a GenBank genome assembly. Lineage: Eukaryota; Fungi; Ascomycota; Sordariomycetes; Hypocreales; Clavicipitaceae.
AUGAAAUACAACGCUGCAAUUCUCACUGCAGCCACUUCCAAUCUGGUUGGAAGGGCUGCUGCGGCACCAGAUCCCAAUUUGCAGCCACUGCCUCCUAUGGGAUUCAACAACUGGGCCAGGUUCAUGAGCAACAUCAAUGAGUCCAUCUUUGUCGAUGCCGUCGCUGCCAUGGCACGCAAUGGUCUCCAACAAGCAGGCUACACCCGCAUUAACCUCGACGAUGCAUGGCAGCAGACUGCCCGUGCCGCCAAUGGGUCAAUGCUCUGGGACGAGAGCCGCUUUCCCAAUGGAUUGCCAUGGCUGACGAACCACAUCCGGUCGAAAGGAUUCCUUCCUGGUACCUACAGCGACGCGGGCACCUUUAGUUGUGCGGCCAACUUCCCCGGAACGCUGGGCCACGAGGAACAGGACCUGCAAACCUUUGCUGAUUGGGGCUUUGAGUACCUAAAACUCGAUGGCUGCUACGUGGAUACACCCCCAGGUUACUUCUCUGUCUAUGGAAAAUGGCUUUCUAUUCUUGACAAGUUUAACCAUGAUGGAUCGGGCAGAAAGAUGGUCUUUUCCAACUCUGCGCCUGCUUACGCUGCAGGACGAGACAAUUUAACCGACUGGUACACAUUGAUGGCUCAAGCAGCGAGUGGAGGCCAGUUGUCACGCCAUUCUUAUGAUAUUGCCACCUACAGCGACAGCAAUGACUCAGUCUGGUACAGCGUGAUGAAAAACUACGACUGGCAGAUCCGCCUUGCUCGCUUCCAGCAGCCUGGAUACUUCAACGAUCCCGACUUCCUUAUUGCCGAUCAUCCUGGACUGACACUAGAGGAGAAGAAGAGUCAGUUUGCUCUCUGGGCUUCCUUUUCAGCUCCCCUUUUCAUCAGUGCUGAUAUUCCCAAUCUGUCCCCCGAUGAGCUGAAAUACCUCACCAACAAGGAUCUCAUUGCCGUUAACCAGGAUAAAUUGGUCCAGCAGGCAACUCUUGUCAGCCAAGACGGUUCUUGGGAUGUGUUGACCAAGUCCCUUAGCAAUGGCGAUAGGCUAGUGGCAAUCCUCAACCGUGCUGAUAAAGCUGCUUCUCUCACCGUUCCCUGGAGCCGCAUUGGUAUCAAGCCCAGAGCUCAGGGUACCCUUUUCGUCAAGAAUCUUGUAACUGGCAGUUCUUCGACUAUCGCGGCUAGUGCUGGUGCAGUAAAAGCAGAAAGUGUUCCUUCGCACGGCACUGUUGUCUACCGCAUUUCCAGCAAACACUCGCUCAACACUGUCCCAACUGGCAUGAUCUUCAACACCAAUUCCCUACUUUGCCUGACUGACAGCAAGAACAGCCUUGUUGCUUGGCAGAAUUGCCAAGGCUCUGACGCACAGGUGUGGUCCGUCUCUGACGAUGGCAAGAUCAGAAGCUUGCUUCGCCCUACCGCAUGUCUCAACGCUGAUUCAAACGGCAUAAUCCUCUCUACUACUGAUGCCUGCCAGAAGAGCUCAUGGGAGCAUACCUUCUCUGGCAACUUGGUUGACAAGGCUACCAAGAAGUGUCUCACGGAUGACGGCACUGGUAUCGCUAGCUCACAAGACUGUGGCAUUAUGACAAAUGAGCAAGUUGUUGGUCUCCCUGUUGGUGUCAAGAUCAUUCAAUAGGUCAUUCCCUGUUUUAGUACAUUGUAGAAUGAAGGAAUAUUAAUACAAG